UCGGCCGCCAUGAGCCACCCGUCGGGCCUCCGGUCCAGCGUCAGUUCCACCUACUACCGCCGCACCUUCGGGCCACCGCCCUCGCUGUCCCCGGGGCCCCUCUCCUACUCUUCCAGCUCCCGCUUCUCGAGCAGCCGCCUGCUGGGCUCGGCGUCCCCUAGCUCCUCCGUGCGCCUGGGCAGCUUCCGCAGUCCCCGGGCAGCCGCGGGCGCCCUCCUGCGCCUGCCCUCGGAGCGCCUCGACUUCUCCAUGGCCGAGGCCCUCAACCAGGAGUUCCUGGCCACGCGCAGCAACGAGAAGCAGGAGCUGCAGGAGCUCAACGACCGCUUCGCCAACUUCAUCGAGAAGGUGCGCUUCCUGGAGCAGCAGAACGCGGCCUUGCGCGGGGAGCUGAACCAGGCCCGGGGCCAGGAGCCGGCGCGCGCCGACCAGCUGUGCCAGCAGGAGCUGCGCGAGCUGCGGAGGGAGCUAGAGCUGCUGGGCCGCGAGCGCGACCGGGUGCAGGUGGAGCGCGACGGGCUAGCGGAGGACCUGGCGGCGCUCAAGCAGAGGCUGGAGGAGGAGACUCGCAAGCGCGAGGAUGCGGAGCACAGCCUCGUGCUUUUCCGUAAGGACGUGGACGACGCCACCCUGUCCCGCCUGGAGCUAGAGCGCAAGAUUGAGUCUCUGAUGGAUGAGAUUGAGUUCCUCAAGAAGCUGCACGAGGAGGAGCUGAGAGACCUGCAGAUGAGCGUGGAGAGCCAGCAGGUGCAGCAGGUCGAGGUGGAGGCGACCGUGAAGCCCGAGCUGACGGCUGCGCUGAGGGACAUCCGUGCCCAGUACGAGAGCAUCGCGGCGAAGAACCUGCAGGAAGCAGAAGAGUGGUACAAGUCCAAGUACGCGGACCUGUCCGACGCCGCCAACCGGAACCACGAGGCCCUGCGCCAGGCCAAGCAGGAGAUGAACGAGUCGCGACGCCAGAUCCAGAGCCUGACGUGCGAGGUGGACGGGCUUCGCGGCACGAACGAGGCGCUGCUCAGACAGCUGCGGGAGCUGGAGGAGCAGUUUGCCCUGGAAGCCGGCGGGUACCAGGCGGGCACCGCACGGCUCGAGGAGGAGCUGCGGCAGCUAAAGGAGGAGAUGGCGCGACACCUGCGAGAGUACCAGGAGCUCCUCAACGUCAAGAUGGCCCUGGACAUCGAGAUCGCCACCUACCGGAAGCUCCUUGAGGGCGAGGAGAGCCGGAUCUCCGUGCCAGUCCAUUCCUUUGCAUCCUUAAGUAUAAAGACGACUGUGCCUGAGGUGGAGCCUCCCCAGGAGAGCCACAGCCGGAAGAUGGUUCUGAUCAAGACCAUUGAGACCCGGGAUGGGGAGCAGGUGGUGACAGAGUCUCACAAGGAGCAGCGCAGUGAGCUGGACAAGUCUUCUACUCACAGCUACUGA
Messenger RNA from Mesoplodon densirostris (Blainville's beaked whale), 1422 nucleotides. It is a transcript of the gene PRPH, whose product is annotated as peripherin. The coding region runs from base 10 to 1422 and encodes 470 amino acids. Lineage: Eukaryota; Metazoa; Chordata; Mammalia; Artiodactyla; Ziphiidae. Gene Ontology annotation, molecular function: structural molecule activity. The record is from RefSeq and is a predicted model, not a curated record. The transcript has 9 exons. Gene Ontology annotation, cellular component: type III intermediate filament; axon; plasma membrane.